Molecule: messenger RNA, 1890 nt
Organism: Linum trigynum
Lineage: Eukaryota; Viridiplantae; Streptophyta; Magnoliopsida; Malpighiales; Linaceae
Source: the annotation of a GenBank genome assembly
AUUAAAUACGGAUAUUAAACGUGUUAUACGAGUUUUAUACGUGUUAAGUACGGGAGCCAUCAAAUGAACGAGAAAAAAUCAAACGGCUUGACAAUAAUACAGAUACGAAAAUUUUAAACGGAUAAAAUAUGCACAUUAAACGGAGUAUUUACUAACUAUACUGAUAACCACGGUGAUUGCUGAUACUAAGUAAUCACCUAACCUCUCUCCAAACUGAUGUUCGAAUCGGACAUUUUCUGCCAACAAAUAACAAUGCUCUUCUUUUGAGCACCAACUCCCACAUAAUUUACAUUUCGGGUUAGUUUAGAACGCGAGUUCAGCAUGAGUUGUAAAAUGCAAUCCACGGCGCUCCCAACCCAAGUCCCAACCUGCAUGUUUUAGACGUUUAAAACCUAAACCACUUAUAACCAAGCCGCUCCUUUCGUCCUUCCGUUUACAACCCACGGCAGAGCAGAAGUACCACAAAAAGCGCGCUCUCUACUUGCCCCUCAGAGAUCGUUGAGGCGAGCAAUGGCUUCCUUAUCAGCGGCGGAAGACCCAUCGUCGUCGCCUAGCAUAUACAUACCCGACGAGUGGGAGGCGGCCGCAGACACCAUUGCGUACGACUCCAACACCAGUCCGCCUCCUAUUGCCUUCAUUUGUGGCGCCAAAAACUGCGGCAAAACCACCUUCUCGCGUUACCUCCUCAACGUUCUUCUCCGCAGAUAUAAGAAAGUGGGAUACUUGGACACCGAUGUCGGGCAGCCUGAGUUUACUACUCCUGGUUUCUUAUCCUUGACAGUGGUUGACAAACUAACUGAAGAUUUGACGAUUCCCUGCUUAAAGACACCUGAGAGAUGCUUUUUCUUUGGCGAUACUUCUUCCAAGCGGGAUCCUACAUCUUACCUGAAGUAUAUAUAUGCACUCUGUGACUACUAUCGCAAGGAGUUCUGCACUGGUACUGAGAGUUCCCUAAAGAGAGGGUUGCCUCUUGUGGUUAACACCCCGGGUUGGGUUAAGGGUGCUGGUUAUGAUAUACUGGUGGACAUGUUGAAAUAUAUUGCUCCCACGCAUGUGGUCAAGAUAGAUAUUUCAUCGACAAAAAAGAAUCUACCGGCCGGUAAAUUUUGGUUAGAUGAAGAUGCAGACCAGGAGGUUAAUCUCAUUGAGAUCUGUUCAGCUCAUCAGAAUUAUAUCAAUAGACCGGCACUAGUGAAAAAGGAUGCACAUCUUUUGCGGGACUUGAGAAUGAUGGCUUAUUUCAGACAGUGCUUUCCUAGUACCCUGAAUGUUACCACAAUCAAGGAACUUGCUAAUGCCCUUGCUUCUCACCCUCCUUACCAAGUUCCCAUAUCAACAAUUAAGAUAAGACAUCUGUAUUGCCAGGUACCUCAAUCAGAAGUCUUCUACAGUUUGAAUGCCACUAUUGUCGGGUUGGCAAAUAGUUCUGAGCAGGCAGGAACUCUACCAUGGUGUCUCGGUCUGGGCAUAGUGAGAGGAAUCGACACAUCAAAGGGAUUGCUAUACAUAAUCACCCCUGUUCCACAAAGCACACUGGAAAAAGUUGAUCUUCUUCUACAGGGAUUUGUCGAGAUACCUACUUGUUUGUUGCAGGUGCAAGGAUGUAUGUCGCCUUACAUGUCUGCAAAUGUUUCGCCAGCAAGUUAACACUCCUGGUAGAAAGCGUAAAGUCUAGCGACUCAUGGUGCACGCCUUACACCCUUGCCAACAGAAAUGGAAAGCUUAUUAUAAUGAGGAACUCUAGGUUGUAGCUAUUCUAAUUUCUAAGUUAUGAAUGAGAUUUCACGUUUGAUGGUCCAUGCAGUUUUCUCUGUUGUUGAGAAAUGGAAACUGAGACUAUUUACAGAGCUCUAUUUUCAGGUUCAUUAGGAAGAAAGGAAAGAGAUAAGA